Dendrobium catenatum is the source of this 1119-nucleotide messenger RNA. RefSeq lists its product as uncharacterized. Lineage: Eukaryota; Viridiplantae; Streptophyta; Magnoliopsida; Asparagales; Orchidaceae. The transcript has 2 exons. Gene Ontology annotation, molecular function: nucleic acid binding. The record is from RefSeq and is a predicted model, not a curated record. The annotation marks the transcript as partial.
AUGAUCAUUCAGUCCACCUUGAAGGAUAGGAUAAGGGAAGCCUUGCCAAAAGAUACAGAAUUUGAGAAAGUCCUAAAUUUGGUGAAGGUUGGUCAUGUGGAGGAGUUUGAGCUCGAUGAGGAUGAGCUACUACGGUAUAGAGGCAAAAUUUAUAUCCCUAAUGUUGGAGAUUUGAGGAAGGACAUCCUUCAGGAAGCUCACUAUUCAAGUUAUACAAUUCACCCAGGUAGUAAUAAGAUGUACCAAGAUUUGAAGGAAUAUUUUUGGUGGCCAGGGAUGAAAAAAAGUGUAGCAGAAAUGGUGGCUAAGUGUACAGUUUGCCAGAUGGUUAAGGUGACCGAUCCAUCACAGUGGGGGCAUCAGCUGGUAUCAGAGCCAAAACCUGGAGACGGCAAUGGCAGACAGAGGGAAGGAGCCGGUUGCAGAGACGGCAAAUGGGAAUCACACAUUCCAUUGAUUGAAUUUGCUUAUAACAAUAGUUUUCAGGCAAGUAUAGGCAUGGCUCCGUAUGAGGCUUUGUAUGGAAGGAGGUGUAGAACUCCUUUAUGUUGGGCUGAGACAGGAGAAAGAAAGAUCAUUGGAGCUGAUUUAGUAGAUGAUGCUACUGAAAAGAUAAGACUGAUUCGUGAUAGACUGAAGGCUGUGCAAGAUGGACAGAAGAAGUACUACGAUGCCAAACAUAGAUUUGUUGAGUUUGAGGUUGGAGAGUUUGUAUUCCUCAAGGUUAGUCCUAUGAAGGGUGUAAAGAGAUUUGGCAAGAUUGGGAAAUUGAGUCCAAGGUAUGUUGGCCCUUUUGAGAUUUCAGAGAGAGUUGGAAGUGUGGCUUACAGAUUGAUUUUGCUAUCUCACAUGAGUGGAGUAUAUAAUGUAUUCCACAUCUCUUCCUUGAGGAAAUACAUUUCAGAUGAAGCCCUGAAGAAAAGUACUGAAGCAAUAGACAUCCAACCAGAUCUGACAUUUGUAGAAGAACUUGAGAAGAUCAUAGAUUAUGAUGUUAAGCAGCUUUGUAGUAGAGAAAUUCCUUAUGUCAAAGUUAUGUGGAAGCAUGGAACUGAGAAAGAUGCUACUUGGGAGAAGAAAUCAAAGAUGAGGGAGAGCUACCCUCACUUAUUUGUCUAA